Messenger RNA from Plectropomus leopardus (leopard coralgrouper), 2336 nucleotides. RefSeq names its product solute carrier family 38 member 8a (gene slc38a8a). The record is from RefSeq and is a predicted model, not a curated record. Gene Ontology annotation, molecular function: L-amino acid transmembrane transporter activity. Gene Ontology annotation, cellular component: membrane. Gene Ontology annotation, biological process: amino acid transmembrane transport. Lineage: Eukaryota; Metazoa; Chordata; Actinopteri; Perciformes; Serranidae.
GGCAGCUCGUGCGGGUGUAUGUAUGCAGCUUGUGAGCGCGCGCGUGCGUCAGUGAGUCCUGCCGCGAGGUCCACGCCGGUUGCAGCAUGGAGGAGUUAGCCAGAGAGAGCAUCAGCCUGCUGGCUUCAGCCUCAGCCAAGCCCCCGCUGGACGUGGCCUCCGGGCCGCGGCUCGGCUCCAUGGGGGCCAUUUUCAUCAUGCUGAAGUCGGCCCUGGGCGCCGGGCUCCUCAACUUCCCCUGGGCCUUCGAGAGAGCCGGAGGCAUCCACAGCGCGGUCACCGUGGAGCUGGUCUCCCUCGUCUUCCUGAUCAGCGGUCUGAUCAUCUUGGGCUACUCCUCGUCCAUCAGCGGUCAGUGCACUUACCAGGCGGUGGUGAAGGAAGUGUGCGGGCCGGCCAUCGGUCAGCUGUGUGAGGUCUGCUUCGUCUUCAACCUCUUCAUGAUCUCUGUGGCCUUUCUGGUCAUAGUGGAUGACCAGCUGGAGAAGUUGUGCGGCUCCUUGUAUGAGCUGGUAACUGGUUUGCCGGAGUCCGAGAUGCCGUACCACUUCUACACAGACCAGCGCUUCGGCCUGGUGCUGCUCUGCGUCCUCCUCAUCCUGCCGCUGUCCAUCCCCAAAGAGAUCAGCAUCCUGAAGUACAUCAGUGUUCUCGGCACUCUGGCUGCAACCUACCUGACCGUUGCCAUCAUCGUCAAAUACCACACCAUGUCUUCUGUCAUGGUUCACGUCACCCCUCUCUACACUAGUGGGAUCAGCUCCUGGGCUUCCACCUUUAGCGUCAUCCCGACCAUCUGCUUCGGUUUCCAAUGCCACGAGGCGUCCAUCGCCAUCUACAGCAGCAUGGAGAACCAGCGGCUCUCCCACUGGGUCUUCAUCUCUGUGGUCUCCAUGAUCUUCUGUCUCGUCAUCUACUCCCUCACAGGGGUUUAUGGGUACCUGACAUUUGGAAAGGACGUGAAAGCCGACAUUUUGAUGUCGUACACCGGCGAUGAUAUUCUGAUGGUCAUCGCCAGACUGCUGUUUGGAAUCUCCAUCAUCACCAUCUAUCCCAUCAUCCUGCUGCUGGGCAGAUCAGUGAUCCAGGACCCCCUGCUGAGCUGGCGGCGGAGACGGGACGGUGCCGUGACAGCGGAGUUCGAAAGCCGCAGCCGCUACGUGCUGACGGUCCUGUGGAUAAUGGUGACACUGCUCAUUGCCACAUGUGUACCCGACAUCAGCAAGGUCAUCAGUGUGAUCGGAGGGAUCAGCGCCUUUUUCAUCUUCAUCUUCCCAGGACUCUGUUUGGUGUUUGCCAUGCAGUCUGAGCCUGUCUCAUGUAAAACAAGAAUCAUCCUCACAGUGUGGGGGAUGGUGACCCUGAUCUGUGGAGCUUUCAUCUUCGGUCAGAGCACCACCAUCGCUGUCAUGCAGGUCAUCGGAAAGAUCUGACUGUUUCCUCGUCCCUCGCUCGUCCAGAGCUUUUCAUGAACACUCUUUUCUUUCCUCUAAAGAGCCCAUGGUGACUUAUGGCCACCAUGGGCUUCAAAAAUGGACAUGAACUCUGGACAAUCGAGACGUCCCCCCCAAAACUUGCAACUUCUGGCCUUUUCCCCAGUGGACUAACCUCGGUAAGAAUUCCUCUCACCUUCGGUGUCAAGGUAUGCCAUGGGUUAAUUGUUCUUAGUUGAACCAUGACGACGAGCUGUCUGCCAGUUGCCACGCUGAGAUCACUUCAGGUUCUUCUACAGUUUGAUGUGUUUUAUUUGAUCUACUGUUGUCACAUUUAUUAAUGGAUGUUUGUGCUUAUCAGCAUUAGACCUGCUUGUAUUCAGAAAACAUUCACACACAGUCUGCAAGAUGAAGAGAUUUAAACCGAUAGCGUGCACGGUGUUAUAGGAGGUGAUUUUCUUGAACGCUAUAUUUGGCUUUAAUGGUGUGUAGAAUAUUCGAUUUUCAGUAGAUAUUUAAAAAAAAGCCAGAGCAUUGUACCAAUAUGAAGCUAGAACUUGAAAGCUAUUUUCGUGUGUGCAUGGUGCAGCAAAGCAGGACGAUGUCGAUUGUUUGCACAGUCUGCAUGUUACCACUAGAUCAUGUAAUCAAGGCCUCGUUGUUGAUAUUUCCAAGACCAGUUGGUAGACUGAGCUCUCAAAGGUUGCUUGAUGGUGCCACAACUGAUGGGGAGGGAGGACAUUUCGAUGUUUCUGUAUAUUUCGGAUUUGAGUGUGUAAAUAAGUCAUAUCUUACAUCUUUUUGUAUGGAAAAAAAAGAGCUGCAUUCUGGUAUUUGAUAAAUACUUAAGGAUGUGUAAAGCAGUCACGUUAACAGUGAAUAUUGAGUUAAUGAAAAGGCAAGUGA